Ruditapes philippinarum (Manila clam) is the source of this 1464-nucleotide messenger RNA. RefSeq names its product calcium release-activated calcium channel protein 1-like. Gene Ontology annotation, biological process: store-operated calcium entry. Lineage: Eukaryota; Metazoa; Mollusca; Bivalvia; Venerida; Veneridae. Gene Ontology annotation, molecular function: store-operated calcium channel activity. Gene Ontology annotation, cellular component: membrane. The transcript has 3 exons. The record is from RefSeq and is a predicted model, not a curated record. The coding region runs from base 93 to 773 and encodes 226 amino acids.
UAGAUUUUUCUAUUCACUUAGCUUGUCAGAAUAAAAACAAAUGUGUCAAAUUAAAUUUCUUCAAAGCAGAAUUGCAUGUUGCUAACAAGCAGAUGCCAGCUCCGACAAACACUUCCUACGAAUCGUGGCUUUUUCGUUCUUUUGUUAAUCAAAUGUCAUCCCAACAUUCGACAACUGCGCUAUCAUGGCGAAAACUGUAUUUAAGCAGAGCAAAACUGAAAGCUUCAAGCCGGACGUCGGCGCUUUUGUCAGGAUUUGCAAUGGUCGCUCUUGUUGAGAUUACUAUUGACGAGGAUAUACCUGGACUUCUGUUGAUCCUCUUUAGUAUCUGUACCACACUUCUUGUAUCUGUUCAUCUUCUAGCUCUUAUGAUCAGUACAUGUAUAUUACCACACAUAGAGGCAGUAUCAAAUGUACACAAUGUCAAUGCAGUCAAGGAAUCUCCUCAUGAAAAGAUGCAAGGGUUUAUUCAGAUGGCCUGGGCGUUUUCUACUGGACUCGGGAUAAUUCUUUUUCUCGCAGAAAUCACAAUAAUUUGUUGGCUACAGUUCCUGUCUGUCAAUAAAGAUGCUGCCAUUGCUUCAACAGCGAUAGUAGUACCUGUUCUUAUAAUAUUUUUACUUUUUGCUGCAUUUUUCUACAGACGAUUGAUAAGUCAUAAAUACGAGAGAUCGUAUAGAGAUUUAGAAGAUCUUCAACAGAUUGCGGAGGAACUGCAAAAUAAUUCUCAACUAGAAAAUCUGAACAGUACGCAACAGCCACAGACUGUGUAAUAAAAAGUUUUAUUUUAUGUUUUUAUUUUCAACAUAUUAUUUAUUGUUAUCUUGUACCAUUUUUAAAUAUAUUUCAACUUGAAUACUGUAAGAAAAUUUUAUAACAUGUGAUAUCACAUAAUUAUGGACCUAUGUACGUGAGUUGUUAGGGUCUAAGCUGCAGUUUUGAUUUUUCUGCUUCUUUUUUAAAACUUUAUUCAUUAUUCAUCAAAAAUUUAUAUAAACUAUGAGGUUGAUACAUAAGGGGGCAUUAUUUAUUUUCGGUCUGUUUAUGAUGUUUUGGAAAUUUUUAUGAUAAAAAAAAAAUUCUCAAAAAUCUGAUAAAUUCAAUUUUUUAUUCAUUACUUUGCUAAAGAUUUCAUUUAGCUUAAAUAAGACAAUGUUUAUUUAAUCUUUAUCUGUGUUUAAUAUUUUGAGUAUUCAUGAUAAUUCUCCACGUCCAAACACUCCCUAAAACCAACACCCCCAUCCCACUCUUAUAAAUGCUCCAUUGACUUUUUCACUUAAAACUUUUCAUAGACAUUUUAAAUAAAAUAAAUAGACAGUGCUCAGUUUAUAUCAAAAUUAAUCCAUCAAAUAAUAGAAAACAUGCACACCUUGUAUGACAUGUACUUAUUUAACCAACAAGUUUAAUAUUUAUAACAUACUUUGAAUCAGUCUUUAAAGGCCCAUUAUGCCAAGGAAAUGCUUA